Messenger RNA from Annulohypoxylon maeteangense, 1079 nucleotides. Its product is annotated as family 2 glycosyltransferase. Gene Ontology annotation, cellular component: endoplasmic reticulum membrane. The transcript is spliced from 2 exons. The record is from RefSeq and is a predicted model, not a curated record. Gene Ontology annotation, biological process: protein O-linked glycosylation via mannose; GPI anchor biosynthetic process. Bases 197 to 934 code for a protein of 245 amino acids. NCBI's taxonomy places the organism in Eukaryota, Fungi, Ascomycota, Sordariomycetes, Xylariales, Hypoxylaceae. Gene Ontology annotation, molecular function: dolichyl-phosphate beta-D-mannosyltransferase activity.
AGCGUGUUCAAUUCAAGUCCCCAAUUUAACCUUGAACUGUUCGAGCUACGCGACGACCGACGACCGAAUAUUGCCAACUGAAGUUCGCUCCUUUCACCUAUACUCGAAUAUUUCAUCGAAUUGGACCUCGGUCUACACCAAUUGAAUCCUUUUCGCUUCGAUCUACCCCUCCAAGAUUCCUUAAAACACAGCAAUAAUGGCUUCGAAAAAGGCGGCUGCGACGACCGACAAAUACUCGGUUCUCCUACCGACGUUCAACGAGCGUCGCAAUCUUCCCAUCGUCACCUGGCUGCUCAACCGAACCUUCACUGAGAACAACCUAAACUGGGAACUCAUAAUCAUCGACGACGGCUCCCCAGACGGAACCCAAAUCGUAGCCGAGCAGCUCGUCAAAGCCUACGCACCGCACGUCGUCCUCAAAACGCGGACCGGAAAGCUCGGACUCGGCACGGCGUACGUGCACGGGCUGCAGUUCGCGACAGGCAACUACGUGAUCAUCAUGGACGCGGACUUCAGCCACCACCCGAAGUUCAUCCCGCAGAUGAUCGCGCGCCAGCGCGCGGGUAACUACGACAUCGUCACCGGCACGCGGUACGCCGGCGACGGCGGCGUCUACGGCUGGGACCUCAAGCGCAAGUUCGUCAGCCGCGGCGCGAACUUGUUCGCUGACACUGUCCUCCGCCCUGGUGUGAGUGAUUUGACGGGCAGCUUUCGAUUGUACAAGAAGGCUGUGCUGCAGAAGGUCAUUGAGAGCACGGAGAGCAAGGGGUACACUUUCCAGAUGGAGAUGAUGGUGCGUGCGAAGGCUAUGGGGUUCUCCGUUGCUGAGGUCCCGAUUUCGUUUGUUGAUCGGCUGUAUGGAGAGUCGAAGCUCGGUGGUGAUGAGAUCGUGGAGUAUGCGAAGGGUGUGCUGAGCUUGUGGUUGAAGGUUUGAGGGGGGGUUGUGGUUGCUUCUUAUGCCGGUGCCCCGGCUACGAUAUGACUAGGAAGUGAAAGGGUUCGGGCAGUUCGGCGUUGGGUUGCGUGGUUCGGCCUGUGUACCAUCGAUGCUCAUAACUAAUACAGGCAAAAGAUUAUAA